Manis pentadactyla (Chinese pangolin) is the source of this 1797-nucleotide messenger RNA. RefSeq names its product corepressor interacting with RBPJ, CIR1 (gene CIRSR). The transcript is spliced from 10 exons. NCBI's taxonomy places the organism in Eukaryota, Metazoa, Chordata, Mammalia, Pholidota, Manidae. Gene Ontology annotation, molecular function: transcription corepressor activity. Gene Ontology annotation, cellular component: nucleus. The record is from RefSeq and is a predicted model, not a curated record. The coding region runs from base 86 to 1498 and encodes 470 amino acids. Gene Ontology annotation, biological process: negative regulation of DNA-templated transcription.
CGGAAGCGUAGUUCCGGUUAAGCGUUAGGAUCUGUUUACGUUGCUUACUGCUCUAGCGGCUGUCUUUCCCAUCGGAGGCUCCAAGAUGGGGAAAUCUUUCGCCAAUUUCAUGUGCAAGAAGGAUUUUCAUCCAGCCUCUAAAUCCAACAUCAAAAAAGUAUGGAUGGCAGAACAGAAAAUAUCAUAUGAUAAGAAGAAGCAAGAAGAAUUAAUGCAACAGUAUCUUAAAGAACAAGAAUCAUAUGAUAAUAGAUUGCUCAUGGGAGAUGAACGUGUAAAGAAUGGCCUUAAUUUCAUGUAUGAAGCCCCACCAGGAGCUAAAAAAGAAAACAAAGAGGUAAAAACAGAAGGAGAGACUGAAUACAAAUUUGAAUGGCAGAAAGGAGCCCCACGAGAAAAAUAUGCCAAAGAUGACAUGAACAUCAGAGAUCAGCCCUUUGGUAUUCAGGUUCGAAAUGUGAGGUGCAUUAAAUGUCAUAAAUGGGGUCAUGUCAACACAGAUCGAGAAUGUCCUUUGUUUGGUCUUUCUGGAAUCAAUGCAAGUUCAGUUCCCACUGAUGGCUCAGGGCCAUCGAUGCACCCCUCCGAGCUAAUAGCGGAGAUGAGAAACAGUGGGUUUGCACUGAAACGAAAUGUACUGGGGAGAAACUUGACCGCAAAUGAUCCAUCACAGGAAUAUGUUGCAAGUGAGGGUGAAGAAGAUCCAGAAGUCGAAUUUUUAAAGUCACUCACAACCAAACAAAAACAAAAACUUCUCAGGAAAUUGGAUCGACUUGAGAAGAAGAAAAAGAAAACGAAAAAAGAUAAAAAGAAAAGUCUUCAGAAGAACAGAAGAAAGCACAAAAAACAUAAAAACAAGUCAUCUUCCUCCUCCUCCUCCUCUUCCUCUCCCACCUCCUCUUCUUCCCCCAGCGAGACUUUAGAAAGCAGCAGUGAGAGUGAUAACAAAGAAAAAAAAAUCCAAAAGAAGAAAAGAAAGAAAAACAAGUGUUCACGGAAUAACCACAAUGAUUCUGAAGUGAAGGACAAGUCUAAGAAGAGAAAACUUUAUGAAGAACUUCCUAGCAGUCACUGGAAUAAGGAAAAAGGAAAGGAAAAGCCUAGGUUUUUAAAACAAGAGAGUUCUGGGGAGAAUAACAAAUGGAGCCAUUCUGAUUCUGACAGAAAGUCUAGGAGCCAUAACCAUAGCCCAGAAAAGAGAAGAUCUGAAAGACAUGCGCGGAGCAGUAGGAGCCAGAGCAGGGAUGAGAGGAGGAGAAGCCGAAGCAGAAGUCGUGGUAGUUUCAAGCAAAGAGAAAUAAGAAAACGGCCACAACGAAGCCCCAGUGAAGAGCGGAGCAGAAAACAUGACACCAGAGGCCAUGGCACAGAUAUAUACAGAGGAGGAAAAAUGCACAGAGAUAACUCAGGAGAUAAACUUAGCAGAGUGACACAAAGAGAACAAAGCAGAAGUAGAGAGAAUAAAGAAAGACUAUCUGUGACAAUUACCUGGAAAUAAAAAAUACCUCCACUUUCUUAUUGAAAACCUUUAGCAAGGGCCGAAUGAUAUUCUCUUGUCUUUCUGAUAAAAAGCUCUUUUUAAAUUUUCCAUCUCUGUAAAUUGUCAUAUCAAGUACAAAACUCCAUGAGUCCUAUAAGAAUGAACUUUGCAAAUAUUUCAUAAGUAAGCUAUUUUGGGGCUAUAAAAAUAUUUUCUGUUGGUAAAUGCUUCUUGUGCCCUAUACUAGAUAAAAACCCCACAUAACUAUGUGAUAUUUUCUUUGUUCUGAAACAUUAAAAGAAUUGUGGUACACUGAA